AUGGGGGCGCCUCUGAAGCUGACGUGGGGCUCGCUCGGCUCGCUCUUCGCCACCGCCGUGCUGGUGCGCACGGCGGUGCGCGACUUCCUCCCGCCGGAGGCGCACGGCCUGCUGCGCGCGCUGCUGGCACGCGCCACCGCCGCCUUCGUGCCGCCGUGCGACGCCAUCAUCAUCCAUGAGACCGACGCCAACGGCGUGCCAAACGAGCUGUACGACGCGGCGCAGCUCUACCUCGGCGCGCGCUGCCUCGCCGUGGCGCCCGCGAUGCACCUGCACAAGACGCACGGCGCGCCGGCCGCCGUGGCCUCGCUGCCGGACUCCCACGCCACCGGGGACACCUUCCGUGGCGUCCGGGUGCUGUGGACGUCGCAGCUCAACGGGACCGGGAGCUCGUCGUACGGUGGAAGCUUCUCCGGCGCCGCCCCCCGCGGGUUCGUGCAUCACCCGAUCCCGAUCGGCGGAGCUCGCCAGCGGUGCCUUCGGCUCGAGUUCCGGCGCCGCGACCGCGACGUCGUGCGCGACGCGUACAUCCCGUUCGUUCUCGAGGAGGCGGCGGCGCUGCGCGCGAAGAUGCGGGAGAGGAAGCUCUACACCAACAACUCGGGCUUCUGCGGCGGCGUCGGCGGCGGCAUGGACGACCACCAGAUACUGUGGAAGGCGCACGCGUUCUCGCACCCGUCCACGUUCGACACGCUCGCCAUCGACCCGGAGCUGCGCGACGCCAUCCGUGCGGACCUGCUCCGGUUCGUGCGCCGGCGAGAGCACUACACGCGCGCCGGCCGCGCGUGGAAGCGCGGCUACCUUCUCCACGGCCCGCCCGGCACCGGCAAGACUAGCCUCGUCGCCGCCAUCGCCAACCUCCUCGAGUUCGACAUCUACGACCUGGAGCUCACCACGGUGAUGUCCAACUUCGAUCUCCGGAGGCUGCUGGCCUCGACGCGUCCCAAGUCGGUCAUCGUCGUAGAGGACGUGGACUGCUCCCUCGGCCUGUUCGACCGGACACGCGCGCCGGUCUCCACAGACGACGAGCCGAUGCCACACCCGUCACUCGCUUUUCUCCCACCGGCGGUCGAGGCGGCCAUGCAACGGGAGACGAUCAGCCUCUCCGGCGUGCUCAACUUCGUCGACGGCCUCUGGUCAUCGUGCGUCGGGGAGCGGCUCGUGGUGUUCACUACCAACCACAUGGACAGGCUCGACCCGGCGCUCCUCCGCCCCGGCCGGAUGGACCGCAAGAUCGAGCUCGGCUACUGCAAGGCCCCGGCGCUGCGGGUGCUGGCCGCGAACUACCUCGUCGACGACGGUGAGCACCGCGACGUGGCGUUGGCGCGCGCUUGCGAGGAGCUGAUGGGCGAGGCGGCGAGGCUACUGGAGGAGGUGCAGGUGACGCCGGCGGACGUCGCGGAGGUGUUCAUGGGCUGCGACGGCGACGAGGGAGCCCACGCCGCGCUUCAAAAGCUCGUGGACCACCUCGGCACUAGGAGAAAUACUCAGGGCCCAGUGUAAAAUGUUCUCGGCACAAUGGGACUUAAUGGGCUUUAUGGGCCGUGCAAGCUGUAAGCCCAACUAAUUUGUUGCUCUCUCCUAUUUGCUUUCUGAACAAAUGGCAAUAAAUCCAAGAAGUUGCC
Oryza brachyantha (malo sina) is the source of this 1625-nucleotide messenger RNA. RefSeq names its product AAA-ATPase At3g50940-like. NCBI's taxonomy places the organism in Eukaryota, Viridiplantae, Streptophyta, Magnoliopsida, Poales, Poaceae. The transcript has a single exon. The coding region runs from base 1 to 1503 and encodes 500 amino acids. The record is from RefSeq and is a predicted model, not a curated record. Gene Ontology annotation, molecular function: ATP binding; ATP hydrolysis activity.